CACUUCUGUUUGGGCAUGACGUCUUGUCAAUUUCUAAGCUGCUCCAAUCAGAGGUCGAGUCCACCGAGCUUUCCGCUCUCCUAUUGGUCCGUGUGGGGGGGAGGCGGGGAAAGAAGGUGUAGCCUGAGGUCGCCCGAGGGCGGCGCUCGGCCCUCAGUGCGCAGGCGCUGGCUGGGGCCCGGACCGGGGGCGGGCUUGAAGACGCGUCGUUGGGUUUUGGACGCAGGGAUAGAGCUCGCUGGGUUCAUCCGUCGAGCGGAAAGCUUUUGUCCGGUCCCGGCCGAGAACGAGGCCCGCGAGAUUCCCAAUGGUGUCCAUGACUUUCAAGCGGAGCCGCAGCGACCGGUUCUACAGCACCCGGUGCUGCGGCUGUUGCCAUGUCCGCACCGGGACGAUCAUCCUGGGGACCUGGUACAUGAUAAUGCCUGUGUUCUUUUUGCCGUCUCUGUUCUUAUGUUUAUAAUCAGUUCAAUGCUGGUAUAUGGAGCAAUUUCUUAUCAAGUGGGUUGGCUUAUUCCAUUCUUCUGUUACCGGCUUUUUGACUUCGUCCUCAGUUGCCUGGUUGCUAUCAGUUCUCUCACUUACUUGCCAAGAAUCAAAGAAUAUCUGGAUCAAUUACCUGAUUUUCCCUAUAAAGACGACCUCCUGGCAUUGGACUCCAGCUGCCUCCUGUUCAUUGUUCUUGCGUUCUUCGUCUUAUUCAUCAUUUUUAAGGCUUAUCUAAUCAACUGUGUUUGGAACUGCUAUAAAUACAUCAACAACAGGAACACGCCAGAGAUUGCUGUGUACCCUGCCUUCGAAGCACCCCCACAGUACGUUUUGCCAACCUAUGAAAUGGCAGUGAAGAUGCCUGAAAAAGAACCACCGCCUCCUUACAUACCCGCCUGAAGACAUCCUGCCUUUGUCAAUAAACCCUAUACCAGCUUUUUGUCGUGUUUAUUUUACAGAAUGCUGCAAUACAGGGCUCUUCAAACUUGUUUGAUAUAAACUACAUUUUCCUUUGUGUAAGCAUUUAUUUUCAAACACUAACAAGCUUUUGGGACAUCUAUUAGAAGUCAGUUGUUUUUCUGUUUUGUUAAGUCUAUUACAUUUUAGUAGUUUUUGAAGACAAUCUAGUUAAGCAAGAGCAAAGUGCCAUUGUUUGCCUUUAAUGGGGGUGGGGUGGGGAGGGGUGCUCUCUACACAUUUUCUUUUUUAACUUUGCACUUCCUUUAUAUAAUAGUUUGCAUUUUGGUUAUUUUGCUGCCCUGGAUACUUUCAGGAGGAAUGAAUAAAAUAUUCAGGGUGAAUGAGUUGGGUAUAAGAUCUGAAGUUUUCAGCUAUGAAAACAGGAAAAAUGUAUGACGUUUUAACUUGACUAUGGAAAUGACGGUUGCAUGUUUCUAAUUUGUAUUUUCCAUUUUGUGAUAAGAUGCUUUAAUAAAUUUCUUAAAAUUUA
Myotis myotis is the source of this 1438-nucleotide messenger RNA. It is a transcript of the gene LAPTM4A, whose product is annotated as lysosomal protein transmembrane 4 alpha. Lineage: Eukaryota; Metazoa; Chordata; Mammalia; Chiroptera; Vespertilionidae. Bases 16 to 888 code for a protein of 290 amino acids. The record is from RefSeq and is a predicted model, not a curated record. Gene Ontology annotation, cellular component: lysosomal membrane. The transcript has 6 exons.